Fimicolochytrium jonesii is the source of this 2399-nucleotide messenger RNA. RefSeq lists its product as uncharacterized. The record is from RefSeq and is a predicted model, not a curated record. NCBI's taxonomy places the organism in Eukaryota, Fungi, Chytridiomycota, Chytridiomycetes, Spizellomycetales, Powellomycetaceae. Bases 195 to 2156 code for a protein of 653 amino acids. The transcript has a single exon.
CGUGCUCCAACGGAUCCACGAGAUUGAGAAGGUCCUCACGAUCUAAGAGGAUGCUGGCCAUCAGCUCCCUGCACAACCAAAAUCAACCGAGCAAGCGCCGGCUCCUAAAUACAUCUCGCAGACUCAUCUCGGAGGGCCUUCGCAAGCUUAGGACUCUGCGUCCCGGAUCUUGCUGAACGAAGUCACUCAUCAGGAUGGAAAAUCUCAGCGAACACCAAUCUCCCACUCAAGGAGGACAGGACGCGAUGGUGACAGAACAGCGCUAUCACUCACGACCGUUUCCCGACGGAAGCGACGAACGCCUCGAAGACGGCGGUAAAGGGUACACUUCCGUGGAUCGCCGUAACUACUCAGGAACUGGGCAACGAGAGUAUUCUCAGCCGUCGCGUCCCGCUUCCGCCCAGCAGAAGCCGGAAGAGAGGAGCGAUCAGUCUCAGGAGGGUAUUGACUUGCCCGUCCGACGCUUGGAAAAUCCAGCUCCACGAAGCUCAGAUCAAAGAGACCGGUAUGGAUAUAAUCAAACUCAACAAGGCCGGAGCGAACACACUCGCGGAAGCUACCAUUAUGAGAAAAAGACUUCGGGCAGCAGCGUGUUGGAUUCCGGCAACCGCUCGAGCGACAAUACCCAUGAGAGAUACCCAUCCAAGACAAGCUACGGCUACAGUUACACAGGCUCCCGCCAAUCUGUGGGAACUGAUCAUAGGACGUCGGCCGGGCGGUAUGACAGCCGAAGCUCCCUUCACUCCAGUGCGAACACUUCCAGCUUUGAUAGAUAUUCGGGGGACUAUCGAUCGGAUGAAAGGGUGGGAUCGUCCGAUCGUGGGAGACAGACGUUGAGGUCCGACGAAAGACGAUCUCCGCCGCGUUCAGCCCAUUAUUCGCGAUCGAUGUCUCCGCAACGUCGCCACUCUGACAGCUCCCUGCUCAAGCGCUUGGAGAAGGAGUAUCUGGACGCAGAACACGAAUACACGCUUCUGGACAUGAAAUAUACGACAACAAAAACGGAAAUCAACGUUCUCACCGCCAAGUUGGAUGAGCUGGGACGGCUGCUCUCGGACACGAAAGAGGACGUGGCCAGGGCGUCUGAUCGCAAAGAGAGGUGCCAAGAGUUGUGGGAGAGGGAGAAGCGGCGUGUGGCCGAUGUUCAGAGGAAGGCUUCGAGCACUUACGACAGAAACCCGAGAGGCAUGCCUGACAGCUCUUGGAACGGGACCAGCCAUCGUUCGUCGACAGACCACAGCCACUCCUCGAGCCGACCUCAGGAUAGCAACUGGAGUCGAUCCACCAACACGAAAUACAGGAGCUCGAUUUCCUCUGACCAUUCAACUUCUGUGGACAGGCGCGGCGAACCCGGUCGAUCGACGAGCACCGUUGUUAUUGAGAGGAGAACUGACCUCCGACCGCAAAGCCGAGCGAGUGGCACUGUUGCGGACGAUGUGGACGACGGAGAGUUGCUUCCAGUGCGACGUCUAAGUGAAUCCGAACUCCCUGGCGUGCAGAACCAGGCGCCUGACAACAUCAGAAGGCGCGAUGAGCGCAUCCAGUGGAACCAACACCAGGGGCACUGGAGCAAUAGAGGUCGUGGCGGGUACGAUAGGAGGGGAGGAUACUCGCGUGGGGGUAGUUCUCGCACUCCCGACACUGGCCGCGAACGGCUCUCGGAUGAGGCUUCAAUCAACGGAUCAGAACUCGUCCUCGAUAGCCAAGCAGCCUCGUCCCUGGCCGACGCGAUCCUCGCAAGCACUAUGCCAGAGUCUGGUGAGGUCACCGAGCACGAAGGCGAAAACUUUGGAGACCUAUCCGAAGGGCAAUCGAACGGCACUAAACGCCAACGUGAGGACGACGGUAGACCGUUGCAGAACGGCGGUCAACGUCAAACCAACAAUGAGGUUUCGUUCGGCAGGGCCGCUGACGGAUACCGCCAAAAUGAACACGACAGGAAAUCGCAUAUCUCCAUCAAGAAUGAACCUCGUGGCGAUGCGGACGAUGAUAGAGCCACUUCGUACAAAGACGGUCAAGUUGAAGAUGAGGGCUCUCUCUUGGAGUUUGUACGCACAAUCUUCGCUGGUGGUGAGGGCAGGGGAGGCGCCAACGAGCAGAACGAGGAUGAUGAAGACGUUGGGGAAAGUGCACACAAGCGGCUUCGAGCCGAAUGAAGGACGGGAAACCGCCUGAGCAUGGGAGGAGGAAAGCGAUCCUCCGCGGGGUUCCUUUCGACGUUGCGAUGUGUUUUGUAGUUUUUGUGUUGUUUUUUCGCGGUGGGCUUCUUGCCCACGUUCGUCUUGCCUUGCAUCCGUUGGGGCCCCAAAGCUGCAUUGAUUCUUGAGCGAAGUGCCCACACUCAAUACGUAGGACGUACUUGCCGCCCUCACACGCAUUGUAAUAUUCUUUGAAAUAUG